AUGAAGAAAACACUUCGGGAUGAGAUUGAAGCCAUUCUGAAGAAGAGGAUUAUGGUGCUUGAUGGUGGAAUGGGGACCAUGAUCCAGCGGUACAAGCUAAGUGAAGAAAAGUUCCAAGGUCAAGAAUUUAAAGACCAUGCCAAACCACUGAAAGGCAACAAUGACAUUUUAAGUAUAACUCAACCUGAUAUCAUUUACCAAAUCCAUAAGGAAUACUUGCUGGCUGGAGCAGAUAUCAUCGAAACAAAUACUUUUAGCAGCACUAGUGUUGCCCAGGCUGACUAUGGCCUUGAACACUUGGCCUACCGGAUGAACAAGUGCUCUGCAGGUGUGGCCAGAAAAGCUGCUGAAGAGAUAACUCUACAGACAGGAAUCAAGAGGUUUGUGGCAGGAGCUCUGGGUCCAACUAAUAAGACACUCUCUGUGUCUCCAUCUGUGGAAAGACCAGAUUUUAGGAACAUCACAUUUGAUGAGCUUGUUGAAGCAUACCAAGAGCAGGCCAGAGGACUUCUGGAUGGUGGGGUUGAUAUCUUACUCAUUGAAACUAUUUUUGAUACUGCUAAUGCCAAGGCAGCCUUGUUUGCACUCCAGAAACUUUUUGAAGAGAAUUAUGCUCCCCGGCCUAUCUUUAUUUCAGGGACAAUUGUUGAUAAAAGUGGGCGGACUCUUUCUGGACAGACCGGAGAGGCAUUUGUCAUCAGUGUGACUCAUGUAGACCCACUCUGCAUUGGCUUAAAUUGUGCUCUGGGUGCAGCUGAAAUGAGACCUUUUAUUGAAACGAUUGGAAAAUGUACGACAGCGUAUGUUCUCUGUUAUCCCAAUGCAGGUCUUCCCAACACUUUUGGUGACUAUGAUGAAACACCUACUAUGAUGGCCAUGCACCUCAAGGACUUUGCAGUGGAUGGCUUGGUCAAUAUUGUUGGCGGAUGCUGUGGUUCAACACCAGAUCAUAUCAGGGAAAUUGCUGAAGCUGUGAAAAAUUGCAAGCCUAGAGUUCCACCUGCCACUGUUUUUGAAGGACAUAUGUUACUAUCUGGUCUAGAGCCCUUCAGGAUUGGACCAUACACCAACUUUGUUAACAUUGGAGAGCGCUGUAACGUGGCAGGAUCCAAGAAGUUUGCUAAACUCAUCAUGGCAGGAAACUAUGAAGAAGCCCUGAGUAUUGCCAAAUUGCAAGUGGAAAUGGGAGCCCAGGUGCUGGAUAUCAACAUGGAUGAUGGCAUGCUAGAUGGUCCGAGUGCAAUGACUAGAUUUUGCAACUUGAUCGCUUCUGAGCCCGACAUUGCCAAGGUGCCCUUGUGCAUUGACUCUUCCAAUUUUGCUGUGAUUGAAGCUGGGUUAAAGUGCUGCCAGGGGAAGUGCAUCGUCAACAGCAUUAGUCUGAAGGAGGGAGAGGAGGACUUCUUGGAGAAGGCCAGGAAGAUUAAGAAGUUUGGAGCUGCUGUGGUGAUUAUGGCUUUCGAUGAAGAAGGACAGGCGACAGAAACAGAUGUCAAAAUCAGUAUAUGCACUCGAGCCUACCAUUUACUUGUGAGAAAACUGGGCUUUAAUCCAAAUGACAUCAUCUUUGACCCCAACAUCCUUACCAUUGGUACUGGAAUGGAAGAACACAACUUGUAUGCUGUGAAUUUUAUCCAUGCAACUAGAGUCAUUAAAGAAACUUUACCAGGAGUCAGAAUAAGUGGAGGUCUUUCCAACUUGUCCUUCUCCUUCCGAGGAAUGGACGCCAUCCGAGAAGCAAUGCAUGGGGUUUUCCUUUACCAUGCAAUCAAGUUUGGUAUGGAUAUGGGGAUAGUGAAUGCAGGAAACCUCCCAGUAUAUGAUGAUAUCCACAAGGAACUUCUUCAGCUCUGUGAAGAUCUCAUCUGGAAUAAAGACCCUGAAGCCACUGAGAAGCUCUUACAUUUUGCCCAGACUCAUGGCAAAGGAGGGAAGAAGGUCAUUCAGACUGAUGAGUGGAGGAACAGUCCCAUUGAAGAACGGCUUGAGUAUGCUCUUGUGAAGGGCAUUGAAAAAUAUAUUAUCCAGGAUACUGAGGAAGCCAGGUUAAACCAGGAAAAAUAUCCCCGACCUCUGAAUAUUAUCGAAGGACCCCUGAUGAAUGGCAUGAAAGUUGUUGGUGAUCUUUUUGGAGCUGGAAAAAUGUUUCUACCUCAGGUUAUAAAGUCAGCUCGGGUCAUGAAGAAGGCUGUUGGCCACCUUAUCCCCUUUAUGGAAAAAGAAAGAGAAGAAAACAGAGUGCUUAAUUGUACAGUAGAAGAAGAGGACCCUUAUCAAGGCACCAUUGUGCUAGCCACUGUGAAAGGUGAUGUGCAUGACAUAGGCAAGAACAUAGUUGGAGUGGUCCUUGGCUGCAAUAAUUUCAGAGUGAUUGAUUUAGGAGUCAUGACUCCCUGCGAUAAGAUACUGAAAGCUGCUCUUGACCACAAAGCAGACAUAAUUGGCCUGUCAGGACUCAUCACUCCUUCCCUAGAUGAAAUGAUUUUUGUUGCCAAGGAAAUGGAGAGGUUAGCUAUAAAGAUUCCAUUGUUGAUUGGAGGAGCAACCACUUCUAGAACCCACACAGCAGUUAAAAUAGCUCCAAGAUACAGCGCACCUGUGAUCCACGUCCUGGAUGCAUCCAAGAGUGUGGUGGUGUGUUCUCAACUGUUAGAUGAAAAUCUAAAAGAUGAAUUCUUCGAAGAAAUCAUGGAAGAAUAUGAAGAUAUUAGACAGGACCAUUAUGAGAAUCUCAAGGAGAGGAAAUACUUACCCUUAAGUCAAGCCAGAAAAAAUGGUUUCCAUAUUGACUGGUUGAUGGAACCUCACCCAGUGAAACCCAUGUUUAUCGGGACCCGGGUCUUUGAAGACUAUGACCUGCAGAAGCUGGUGGACUACAUUGACUGGAAGCCUUUCUUUGAUGUCUGGCAGCUCCGUGGCAAGUACCCGAAUCGAGGCUUUCCCAAGAUAUUUAACGACAAAACAGUAGGUGAAGAGGCCAGAAAGGUAUAUGAUGAUGCCCAGAGUAUGCUGAACGCACUGAUUGGUCAAAGAAAGCUCCAGGCCAGGGGUGUGGUUGGGUUCUGGCCAGCGCAGAGUGUCCAGGACGACAUCCAUCUGUAUGCAGAGGGUGUGGUGCCUCAGGCUGCGGAGCCCAUAGCCACCUUUCAUGGGUUGAGGCAACAGGCUGAGAAGGACUCUGCCAGCACAGACUCGUACCAGUGCCUCUCGGACUUCAUCGCUCCUCUGCAUUCUGGGAUCCGGGACUAUCUGGGCCUGUUUGCUGUUGCAUGUUUUGGGGUGGAAGAGCUGAGCAAGGCCUAUGAGGACCAGGGCGAUGACUACAGCAGCAUCAUGGUCAAGGCUCUGGGGGAUCGGCUGGCAGAGGCCUUUGCAGAGGAGCUGCAUGAGAGGGUUCGCAGAGAAUUCUGGGCCUACUGCAGCAGUGAGCAGCUAAGCGUCCCAGAUCUGCGCAAGCUCCGGUAUGAGGGGAUCCGGCCAGCUCCCGGCUACCCCAGCCAGCCUGACCACACUGAGAAACUCACCAUGUGGAGACUGGCCGACAUCGAGCAGUGCACAGGCAUCAGGUUGACAGAGUCUUUGGCAAUGGCACCCGCCUCUUCGGUGUCGGGCCUCUACUUCUCCAAUCUGCAGUCCAGAUAUUUUGCUGUGGGGAAAAUUUCCAAGGAUCAGGUUGAAGAUUAUGCUGUGAGGAAGAACAUGACUGUGGCUGACGUGGAGAAAUGGCUUGGACCCAUCUUGGGAUAUGAUACAGACUAACUUUUCCUCCUGCCCGCCCUCCUCCUCUUAACCUUCUGUAUGCUUGCUGACCCCAAAGAAAGAUAAUCCAAAGUGCCUUUUAACAACAAAGGCCUGAAUGCAUCUGGUCAGCACGGCCCUGCUUCUAGCUUUAGAAACUAUCCUGGAGACGCUAUGGAGGAAUGGGGCUUCCGGGGAUUUCUGGAAGACAUCACUGUUUUUAGGUACCUUGAAUGAGUAGCAGUGAGGUUCCAUGGCUCUCAUGGUGUCCCUAGUACCUGGGGACUGGACAAGUGGAGACAGGUCUUUUGCAUUUCAAAGCAAGUCAGCCUGCUUCUUCUCCAUUUUACCUUGGAUCUAGGAGGGAACUUAAUUCUCCUAGAAAAGAAGCCUGCAACCUGGUUGGAAUAGAGAAAUAGAGAAAUGUAACCUUGGAGCAGAGUGCCACUGUGAGAAAUGGGGUGUUUUAAUCUAAAUGGUCCCAACAGCAGACUCUGACAGGAAAGGGAGUAUCUCUGCUCUCUUGGAAAGACCUCAUUUUCUAAGGCUCAGCUAAAUGGCUGCAGAACUCCUUUUGGCAAAGGCAUCUCACUGCUCGCCUGUCAGAAAUAUUGAGCUGUUUGCCCUGGUGUGGCUGAGUGCAGUCACGCUCUCCAAGCUUUUUUGUGCUCCCACAAUUUCCUAAUCUCUUCCCUGAGGGGGGAUAAAAGGAAAUGGAGAAGGAGUGGCAGUUAAGGGUGGUUCAUGUCUUUUAGUUGUCUUCAGAAUUGAGCAGAUUCUUAGCUCAGCUGCAGUGACCUUUGCAGAGUUGGACUGUGGACAGUCUGAUGUCAUUCAAUUCUUCUUUUUCUAUACUGAUCCAACUCGAAAAUCAUACAGUUUAGAAAUAGCUUAUUGACUUGUUCUGGGUCAUUUUAGGGGAAAUGGUAAGAGCAUGGACUUCAAAGUCAGAUAUACGUGGACUCAAAUUUCAGCUUUGGCUACUUAAUUGCUGUGUGAUAUAAGUAAAUUACUUAGGCUUUCCAAUACUGCUUUCUCAUCUGUAAAGUGAGAAUAAAGAGUGGUUUUUGUCUCAUUGACAUGAGAUGAAGACUAAAGGAGAUGACACAUGUGGGACAGUUCACAUGACACCUGGCACACAGCAAGUUCUUAAUAAAUGGUAACUUCUGUGGAGUUCUGUAGGUAGCCCCCAGACUCAUCAUGUAGCAGGUGCUCCUGGAAAGAGAACAAGAGGUUAACAGAGGGCAAAAGAAUGGGGAAAUGUGCAUGGUAAUGACUGGACUGAACCUGCUAGAUCAGGGGUUCAGACCUCAUUUGACUGGGAAAGAGAAUCUGCCUCCUAUGUUAUGUGCUCCACUGGGACUCACUCAUUGUGAGCCAAACAUCCUCCCUUAUCUCACUGCAUAUCAGCAGGCCAUGCCCCUAAAGCAGUGGUAUGUUCAGGUUUGUUGGAGGUGAAAGGGGGAAAAUAAAAAGACUUGGGUAAUAAUUCUGCAUA
Messenger RNA from Marmota flaviventris (yellow-bellied marmot), 5236 nucleotides. RefSeq names its product 5-methyltetrahydrofolate-homocysteine methyltransferase (gene Mtr). Gene Ontology annotation, biological process: homocysteine metabolic process; tetrahydrofolate metabolic process. Lineage: Eukaryota; Metazoa; Chordata; Mammalia; Rodentia; Sciuridae. The record is from RefSeq and is a predicted model, not a curated record. Gene Ontology annotation, molecular function: zinc ion binding; methionine synthase activity; cobalamin binding. Gene Ontology annotation, cellular component: cytosol.